CGUUUAGAUGACUUAUUGUUUAUUUUACGACGUCGAGAAGAAUCGGUGUUUCAACAGCUUGUUAGCUAGUUUUGCCAGCUAAGCUAACUACGUCUCCGGACUAGCUUGUAGUUGUUUCCUUUUUGCUAUUAAAAAUGUUUGUUUGACUAACAUUGCUAAGUUUGUUGUAAUUUAUAUAUAAGUAAUUUAUAUAACAGGUCAUAAUCUAACAAUAUAUCGUUAUUCUCUUUUUAUUUGACCCUUUCUCAAAGUCAACACAGUUAUGAUGUGUUUUUUUAAUAACUAUCAUUCGAAACGAUGGUAAAAGUAUAGUCAAAGUAUGAAAGGGUCCUGGUCCACAGUCCUGGUCUUGGCAAAGCAGGCAAGGAGAUGAUGUCAGUAGGACUGGUAUGCAGAGACGCUGACAUCAGCCUCAAAAGUGUUGGCCAAAUAAGGAGGGAAGAAGUGUCAAACACACCGGAAGGGCAGCAGCAGGUCAUGGCCGGCUUCAGGCAGGAGGAUGUUGAGAUCUACUACGAGAUGGGAGAGGAGCUGGGCAGCGGGCAGUUUGCCAUCGUGCGGAAGUGCAAGGAGAAAAGCUCGGGCGUGGAGUACGCCGCCAAGUUAAUCAAGAAGCGCCGCCUCUCGUCCAGCCGGCGAGGCGUGAGCCGCGAGGAGAUCGAACGGGAGGUCAACAUCCUGCGGGAGAUCCAGCACAGCAACAUCAUCACGCUGCACGACAUCUUCGAAAACAAGACGGACGUCAUCCUCAUCCUGGAGCUGGUGUCCGGCGGCGAGCUCUUCGACUUCCUGGCCGAGAAGGAGUCUCUGACCGAGGAGGAGGCCACGCAGUUCCUCAAGCAGAUCCUGGACGGCGUGCACUACUUACACUCCAAACGCAUCGCUCACUUCGACCUCAAGCCGGAGAACAUCAUGCUGCUGGACAAGAACGUUCCCAAUCCCAGGAUCAAGCUGAUUGAUUUCGGGAUCGCGCAUCAGAUCAAAGCAGGGAACGAGUUCAAGAACAUUUUUGGAACGCCGGAGUUCGUAGCUCCAGAAAUCGUCAACUACGAGCCGCUGGGCCUGGAGGCCGACAUGUGGAGCAUUGGCGUCAUCACGUACAUCCUGUUGAGCGGCGCCUCGCCGUUUCUGGGCGAAACCAAGCAGGAGACCCUCACCAACAUCUCGGCCGUCAACUACGACUUUGACGAGGAGUACUUCAGCAACACCAGCGAGCUGGCCAAGGACUUCAUACGACGCCUGCUGGUCAAAGACCCCAAGAAGAGAAUGACCAUAGAAGACAGCCUGCAACAUUCAUGGAUAAAGGUCAUCAAGAGACGCAACGUGCGCCAGGAGGAGCGAGACCACAAGACCGAGCGGCGGCGCCUGAAGACCACCCGCCUGAAGGAGUACACCAUCAAGUCGCACUCCAGCAUGCCGCCCAACAACACCUACGUCAACUUCGAGCGCUUCUCCCAGGUCCUGGAGGAGAUCGCCUCGGCCGAGGAGGGCCUGAAGGACCUGGAGCGCAACCAGCGCUCGUGUCGCGAAGACGUGGCCGCCCUGCUCUCCAUCUACGAGGAGAAGGAGGCCUGGUACAAGGAGGAGAGCCAGAGCAUCUCCGGCGACCUGAGCGGCAUCCGCCAGGAGCUGCAGCGCACGCAGGCCCAGCGCAAGAAGAGCCAGGAGGACGCCCGGCUGGCCACGCAGUCCGCCAACAUCCUCAAGCGCAAGUUCGGACGCCUGGAGAGCCGCUACGAGUCGCUGGCCGAGCAGGUGGCCUCGGAGGUGCGCUGGGUGGAGGAGCUGGUCCGCUCCAUAUCCGCCGAAAAGGACCGCCUCGGCUCCGGCAGCACGCCGUGAGCUCAGCGACUCUUUCAUUCCUCACAUGCCUUGGAGUAAGGAGGACAACGUCCUCAACGUCCUCCCGUUAACAGAGGGCUCCUUUGCUGUGCUGUACAUUAAUUUAUUCUUUUUUUUUACGCCGCAUUUCACGUACUGUCAAUUUUACUCUUCACUUAACGCUGAAUUUUUACACCACAUUUUCUAACUGUCAGGAUAUUCUCAUGUAUUUUUCAUAGCGUUUGAGGAAGCCUUCCGUGUCAGACAGGCAAGCUGCGUGUUGAUACUGUUACAGAGCUUUCGAUAUCUCAAUCAUCACCAUCACGUUUUGCACAGUCGCCUUCUCAUGGAAACUUGAAAUACUCUCACUUUUUAUUUUUUUUUAAUGUUUUAACAUUUGUCAUCUUUGCACACCUCCAACAUUCCAUUGAACUUUGACCUAUACUGAACAUGUAUUCAUUGGCACUUGAAUGAUUUGAUUAUAGCAACGUUCCAAAAUGUAUUUUAAAUCAAUCUCUUAGCUGUAAAGAGCUGUAAAAAUGAACGGGUGCAGCUUAUUCCAAAUAAACAAAGUUUUAUCUGUAA
Doryrhamphus excisus (bluestripe pipefish) is the source of this 2406-nucleotide messenger RNA. The record is from RefSeq and is a predicted model, not a curated record. NCBI's taxonomy places the organism in Eukaryota, Metazoa, Chordata, Actinopteri, Syngnathiformes, Syngnathidae.